Molecule: messenger RNA, 1305 nt
Organism: Melampsora larici-populina 98AG31
Lineage: Eukaryota; Fungi; Basidiomycota; Pucciniomycetes; Pucciniales; Melampsoraceae
Exons: 6
Coding region: 1-1305 (434 amino acids)
Biological process (GO): protein phosphorylation
Molecular function (GO): ATP binding; protein serine/threonine kinase activity
Source: RefSeq, a predicted model, not a curated record
AUGAAAAAAAUUCUAGCCCUUCGAUCAGAUCCUCCCGAGCCUGGGAAUCUGUCGUCCAAACCUCAAAUCCGCAAGCGGAAGGAAGUCUCUGAUGAAGAUGAUUUCGAAGAUACCUCAGAAUUGUCUUCUGAGCCAGAACGAUCUCGCACUCAAAAGCGCAAGAGAAUAGUUGAAGUGUCUGAAUCUGAUGAAGAAGAGUUACAACUUACAAAGGAGAUUACAAACGAAAACUCAUCCGAUUCAACAGAAGAGUUGAGUCCUUUGAUUUUGCAAGCCUCAGUACAACCAGAUCACCAAAACGAUAAUCACAAACAAGUUGAAUAUGAAGAUGUGGAUCAACUCAAAGCAAGUUCACAUGAUGAAGCCAAAGUUAACAACGAAGUUAAUGAAGACAAUCAGGAUAAUAUUUCCGAUUAUUGGGCAAGAAACUUGCGUUACACAAAUACAAUCUCUGAGGUCCAUGGCGUUCUGGUAGGCCAACUACUCAAAGAUGAAUUGAUGUCUUUAGAAAGUUUUGGCAAUACACAUGAUCUUGGUGGGUCCGCAGGGUGGCUUCUUGCACUCAUCAAUAAGGACCAUGACAUCGUCUUCAAACCGACUACAAUAACUUACCGAGUGGAUCGAGGCGAAUGUAUUGGAUCAGGCCAAAACAUGAACUGCUACGAAGCAGAAUUGCUAAUCGGUGAUCGUGUUCAUCACGUUGUAGCAAAACAGUACCGAAGCCCAGAUUGCCCCUUGUCGUAUUAUCAAGUCCAAGCGCAGUCAUAUAUUCAUACUGAAUCUGUGAUCAAUCGAUUCAAAUCUAAGGUUGUGGGUAGCAAGAACUUUACACGUCUUGACAAGGAUAUUGUUGAAAGUUUGAGGACUGUAAAGUGUUGGGUUGUCCAGGUAGUGUCAAACAAACAACCAACCAAAGAUGAUAGUGCGGGUUUCUGGCUAUUUGAAGAAAAACUUGAGGGUCAGAAUGUCAAGUAUGUCGCAAACAAUGACUUCACUCCUCCAGAGCCAAAGGAUACUACUCCAAUCCAUGAAAUGCUUCAUGCUCUUGUUCAUGAAGACUUUGAGGAAAAUAAAGGCCGUGACUUUAUUUGUGAUUUACAAGGUGUGGGUUGUACACUUACGGACCCAGCAUUCAUUGAUCUUGACAAAUCCUUUGGUAGUGGAAAUUUGAAUUAUGACAGGAGGAAGAUGUAUUUAUCUCAGCACAUAUGCAACAAAUGGUGUGAAAAUUUGGGGCUCAAAUCUGUAGAAAAAUGGCGUGUAAAAUUGGGAUUCACUGCAAGAAAACCGUGGGGGAAUAGAUGA